This is a messenger RNA of Gossypium raimondii (Peruvian cotton), 1933 nucleotides long. RefSeq lists its product as uncharacterized. Lineage: Eukaryota; Viridiplantae; Streptophyta; Magnoliopsida; Malvales; Malvaceae. Gene Ontology annotation, molecular function: metallocarboxypeptidase activity; zinc ion binding. Gene Ontology annotation, biological process: proteolysis. The coding region runs from base 227 to 1282 and encodes 351 amino acids. The record is from RefSeq and is a predicted model, not a curated record. The transcript has 12 exons.
GAAGAUUUAGAAGAAGCCCCGACAUAGCAGGAAGUAAUCUAGUUCUUGUAUAUGAAAUAGGAGAAGAAGGGCGUUGAACGUCGAAAAUCCAGGAGGCAAACUCACAAACCCACACAUUUCUCAUUCUCAUCAUCCAACCACCGGAAGCCUUUGAUAUAAUGGAACAAUUCUCUUGGCUAUUUAGAUUAUCUUCAGAGCAGCGUUUUUCAUCUCAUUCUGUGGGACAAUGGCUGCUUCAUAUCAUCUCUUCUUUAUUAUUUACCUCUCCGGUUUUGCUGCUUUCCCAAUUUUCUCUUUCGUUUACGCUAAUGCCAAUACCACUCAACAUUCUUGGACUCCCAUCAACCACCAUCUCUAUCAUUCCGGUGAAGGUUUGAUUGAAAAGAUUAAGUCUUUGGUCCAUCGACACCCUGACAAACUCACUGUAGAAACCAUUCAAGCUGGGACCAAAGACUACAAGGCAGAUAUCACAGUUGUUACUUAUUCCCAGAAUUGGGAACAGAGUGAUGACAAGUCCAAGCUCCGGAUCCUUCUUAGUUUUGGCCAGCACGCACGGGAGCUUAUUUCGUCGGAACUAGCUUUACGGAUCUUAUCGGCCUUAGGCGAAGAACAGUUUCCACCCGAAAUGGACCCUGCUUCCUUGCAUGAUACCCUCGAGAAUGUAGUUAUAAAGAUAGUGCCAAUAGAGAAUUUGAAUGGCCGCAAGAUUGUUGAUGCAGGAGAACUUUGUGAAAGGAGAAAUGGGAGAGGAGUUGAUCUCAACCGGAAUUGGGCUGUUGACUGGGGAAAGAAGGAAAAGGACUAUGAUCCAGCUGAAGAGUAUCCUGGAACUGCUCCUUUUAGCGAGCCUGAAACCCAAAUCAUGCGGGAACUUGCCGUAUCCUUUAAUCCUCACAUAUGGGUCAACGUGCACUCUGGGACGGAUGGACUGUUUAUGCCAUAUGACCACAAAAAAAGCACCCCUGAUGGGUUGCCAUCACAACGAAUGAGAGAGUUGCUUGAUGAACUCAAUGUUCUUUAUUGCAGCAAGCGUUGCUUGGUCGGUUCAGGUGGAACUGCGGUCGGGUAUCUGGCACAUGGGACAGCAACAGAUUACAUGUAUGAUGUUGUGAGAGUGCCCAUGGCAUUCACCUUUGAGAUCUAUGGAGAUGAUAAAGCCUCAGGUGCAGACUGCUUUAAAAUGUUCAAUCCAAUAGACCAGACCACCUUCAAGAGAGUUAUGGACCAGUGGUGUGCUUCUUUUUUCACACUUUUUAAACUGGGACCCGUGUGCUUGAUGUGAAUCCCACUAAUAUGAAGAAAUAGUGUAGGUUUUGAUCAAGUCAAUGAUUGGAAGGACAUUUGUGGUCUGAUCAAGCUGAUUCUUUUGCAAUGACUAAAAGGACUCAUGGAUGUUGUGUUUCAACGGUAGGAUUAAUCAUCAAUCCAUGGCCUAAACAAAAGUAUUAUUUUUCUUUUGUGAAUUUCCUUCAUUAUUUUUUAUGUCAAAUCGUUAAGAAAAAAUGAUGUAAUUAGGUGAAAAUUCUUUAAGUGGAAUUUCAAAUUCCACGACUUUUAGCUUUUAUUAAAUGAUUUCUAAUUAUGUAAAACUUAAUAAGGUUAGUUUUAUUAUGCUCGCAUAUAAUGGAAUAUUUCUUGUUUGAUUCAAUUGACUUGUACUAAAACAAAUUAAGUUUGAUUGACAAAGACUAAUACAAAAAUUUUCACUUAAUUCAACUUAAAUAAUAUUCAGUACUAAAAAUGGGUAUCAAUAGUGAUUUUGUAUUAGUUAAGAUGAAUUAGUGGUACCUUUGCAUUUUCACUACGUUCUUAUUGUAGACUUUUCAUUUUCAUCUCUUCUUGCCAUUUGCUGUUUACCAGAGGUUAAAAGACAAGGUUGUUUUGAAUUAUACAAGUAGAUCAUGCAUGACACGGUGAGAGAAAAUGUUUUUAU